Molecule: messenger RNA, 2310 nt
Organism: Sparassis crispa
Lineage: Eukaryota; Fungi; Basidiomycota; Agaricomycetes; Polyporales; Sparassidaceae
Exons: 6
Coding region: 1-2310 (769 amino acids)
Biological process (GO): maturation of SSU-rRNA from tricistronic rRNA transcript (SSU-rRNA, 5.8S rRNA, LSU-rRNA)
Cellular component (GO): small-subunit processome; nucleolus
Source: RefSeq, a predicted model, not a curated record
AUGGCUUCGUCUGUAUACUUCGGGAACGGGAACGGAUUUUCUGAAAAGGCGCGGCUUAAUGGCCUCCCCACACACUCUUCCGCCAUCCGAGAGAAAUGGCACCGACAUCACCACACCUCGUCCUGGCUAAUACCCAUUUCCCUCCCUAUACCUGGUGUUCGCACCCGCCGAAUUAGACUUAUGGCACCGAAUCCGACGCGACUGCACCAAUUCAGUGUCACCCGCUUCGGGAGAACCAAGGGUCCUCUCGUCCUAUGCAUUGGCCUUGUCAUUGCACUCUUCACCGUCUUCGCGCUGCACAAGCGGUUUGCCACGCGAGAGAAGACGUGGCCCACAUUGAAUGUGGGUGAUCCUCCGACUCUCGUAUUCAGGAAGGAGGACCUGCAACGAAUAUGGGAAUGGGAGAUCGCCGCAGGGCAUUACCCGAGUAAUCAUAAGAUUCCUAAACAGAUCGGACUGACUACACCCCCAUUAAAUCCAGCACUUCCCGUGCGGAAGGCUGCAACCAUUCCUGCGAAGUAUCGGUCACCGACCGUGACGACUACUCUCGGAGCUGGUGCAAAGCGCGUAUAUCUCGAUUUACAGCCGAAUGCUGCCUUCCCACCACGUCCGGUUCCGGGCAGCAUUGCGGAUCUCGACGUGGUCAUGGACCACUGUGACUUCUCCACCAAUCAGUAUGUACGAGAUUGCUUGGAAGUCCUCCGGUUAGGUGCGGGGUUGGAUACCGGACCAAGGUUGCGGAGAGGCAAGAUGGACGAGUGGAAAUACAUCUAUGUGGAGGAAAUUGAACCUGAGAACGCCACGGAAGCAAACGCGACUUCGAAACCUACCUUUGCUUUGAAAACCCAAGGCGACUUGGAUGCAAGUGCUGGCUUCUCGAAGAAGCGAGGCGUGGAAUGGGAACCCCACCUCCACUUACCUGCGCCUCCCCCGUACCGGUCAUAUAAGAACCAGCCCUCCACCUGCGACGACGAUAGUCCUCGUAUCUACCACAUGUUCUGGACGGGGCCAUUCACAGACAAGCCAUAUCUUGCGCUGCUAUCCUUCCUAUACACGCAGAACAUCCAGUUACACCAAGAGGAUGACCACGUCGAUCCCAAUGUUUGCCGUCCUGUUUUCUGGUUGUGGAUCAACCCUGGGCCGGCUGCUGCGGUCCCUAAUCCGAACGCACUACGGGAUAUGUUUGACGACUUGAAGUCCAACCCAUGGGCUUCACCCUUCCUGCAUCCACGAUUCAAAGACGUGAUCAAGAUCAAGAUGUGGAACACCACUGAGCAACUGGACGGUAUCCCGGAGCUCAAGGAUGAGUGGAGGAAACUUCGGGACAGCUUGUUCAACUCGGGUGGGUUCGUCGAGAAGGUCCCUCAGAAUCAGCAAGUCGAGCUGUCGGUCACCUCGGAGAGUUCGGAGAGCGAGGAAGACGGCGAGGUCUUGACGGCAGCUGUUGCACCCAGUCCGACCAGUGGACAGAAAUCUGGCAAUGACGAUGACGACAAGCUGAACCGUGUCGGUUCAAAGUCUCCUUCCUCAUAUGAUCGGCUGUCUGUCAUUUUAUCGGACAUGGCGCGCUUUGUGCUGUGCCACAGGUUCGGAGGUAUUUAUCUUGAUGCGGACGUCCUCCUUCUCCGUGAUUGGGAGGAACUCUGGGGAUGGAAGGGAGCUUUUGCAUACCGGUGGUCGCGUCUGGAGAAAUACAACACGGCGGUCCUUCGGAUGAACAAAGGAUCAGCGUUGGGGACUUUCCUAUUCCGUACUGCACUCAAGAACGGCUUGGACUUCCACCCCAUGACGGUGUCUCGCUACAUUAAAGACGCCUACCUGGAUGGACUACUUCUGCGCCUCGCGGACGCCCUGUUUGACCCGGCAUGGUUAAACACGGAAUCCUUCCAACGGGAUAGACCCCCACAGCCAUACUUUACUGAGUUCCGCGACUUCUUCGAUACUUCACGAGAAAGCAGUGCCGCUCCUCAGGCCUUGGGUUUCGACGGCUUCUUCAAGGGGUCAUACGCAUAUCACUAUCACAAUUCCUGGUGGCAUCCUUUUGAUGCUUCACGGAAUUGGCCUGAUCUUGGAGAACGGUUCAAGAAGGGCGAGCAGGCAGCACGAGCCGCUCUCUCUGAGAGUGGCAUUUACAACGAGACCAAAGUCGAUUUGGUAACGGAGGAUAGACGAGACCUUGACUGGUCGGCUGUGCUCAAGCGGACAUUUGAGGCCUACGUCCGAGGAGAGGCGCCAAACAUCAUUGCUGCGCUUGAUGCUGUCCUAGUGCACAUCGCCUCGAACGCCUGCCCCGGUGAUCUACCCCGGUGA